AUAAUAAAAUAUUUCUUGUGCUUUCCUUGGAGUUCUUACUUUCUAAGUCUACUUGGCAAUGAAUAUGUGCUUUUCCAGGGUCAAUUUUUGGUUGACUAAAAUAAAACAAAAUGGUUCUGCUGGUCGUCCUCAAUGAAUAGGGUGAUGCGCAGUUAAAGGUAUAUAUUCCAAAUCACGCGGACCACCAUCACUUUUCUUUUGGCAUCCCACUGCUGUAGCCUACCAAAAGGUCUUGAGGGGGAUGCUGCAGCUUUAAGUAUGAUAUCUAUGCAGUUGUUGACUCAUAUUAAGAUGAACGGCUGUAUUUCUUUUAGAUAAAAUAAUUUCUCCUUUCUGCUUUGCUUUAUUUCACUUUCGCUUUCGGUGAGGGGAAUUGCGUGGUCCUUCCGUCCGGAGGAAACUUCUAUUUGCUUUGCUUCCACUUUAAAAUUGAAGAGCUGAAGCGUCAACAUGAUGAACUGCUGUGGUCUGGUUACGGUCAAGAAUGAGCCAGUUCCUCUGAAGAGCGUGGCGGUGGAUGUGCGUGUGCAGGGACAUGUAGCCACAGUGACCUCCACUCUGCUGUAUGUGAAUGGAGAAGAGCGCCCCCUGGAGGCUGUGUUUGUGUUCCCCCUACCUGGAGAAUGUGCCCUCUGCCACUUCAGCGCCAAAUUAGGAGACACAGAGGUGGUGGCAAAGCUGCAGGACAAACAGAAGGCACGGGAGCAGUAUGAUGAUGCGUUGAGCUCAGGCCAUCAGGCUUUCCUGCUGGAGGAGAGUGAUCAGAGCCCAGACAUGUUCCAGCUGAACGUGGGCAGCCUGCCUCCAGGAGAGAGCGCUGCCAUCACUCUGGUCUACAUCUCAGAGCUGGCCAUGCAAGCUGAUGACGCCCUGCGCUUCUGUCUGCCCGCUGUGCUCAACCCCCGCUACACACCCCAGGAAAUGGACAGGAGUAAAAUGGCCACUGUGACAUCAGUCCCAGCUGGUAUGGUGCCCUACACUUUGGCUCUGAGUGCUCACCUAUCCUCCCCCCAGCCCAUCUCUAAAGUGGAGUCCAACUGUGCUCUGGAGCCACUGGUUUACCUAAACGCAGACAAAACACAGGCCACGGUGAGUCUCUCUUCAGGCCACGUGUUUGAUCGGGAUGUGGAGCUGUUGCUGUAUUACCAGGAUGCUCAUGAGCCCACUGCCAUAGUGGAGGGUGGACAGGACAGUGCUGAGCCAGGCUCUUUGAUGGGUGACCCUGUGGUUAUGCUCAGCUUUUACCCAGAGUUCCCUGCUGCAGUAACAUCCUCACUUGCCACUUGUGGAGAGUUUAUUUUUGUGGUGGACCGAUCAGGCAGUAUGGACUGCAGAAUGCAUUCAGGAAAAGACGCAAAGAUGCGCAUCGAGAGUGCCAGGGACACGCUGCUCCUUCUCUUGAAGAGCCUUCCCAUGGGCUGCUUUUUCAACAUCUACGGCUUUGGAUCCCGUUUUGAAAGUUUCUUCCCGAAGAGCGUGGAAUACAAGCAGAACACAAUGGAUGAGGCUCUUCAGAAAGUGAAUGGAAUGAAGGCAGACAUGGGGGGCACUGAGAUUUUGCAGCCUCUGAAACACAUCUACAGCCAGCCCUGCAUUCCCAGUCACCCCAGACAGCUCUUCAUUUUCACUGAUGGAGAAGUGGGAAACACUAAGCAGGUUGUGGACUUGGUGAAGCUGAAUGUCAAUUCUCACCGGUGCUUCUCUUUUGGUAUCGGACAGGGCGCCAGCACUGCUUUAAUCAAUGGCUUAGCCCAGGAGGGCUCUGGGCAUGCUCAGUUCAUCACCGGAACAGACCGCAUGCAGCCCAAGGUGAUGCAGUCUCUCCGCUAUGCACUGCAGCCAGCAGUGAAGGACAUCUCUGUUGUCUGGGACCUUCCAGAUGGUGUGUCAGUCACCACUUUGUCUCCUCCACUCAAAGUGCUCUUCCAUGGCCAAAGGGCUCUGCUGUAUGCUCAGCUCAAAGGAGAGAGCUCAGGGAAUCCUGAGGGAUCUGUGACAAUACAGUACAACCUGUUGGAGGAGACGGUCAAAAACCAACUCGGCUUCUGUCUCAAACCCACAGGAGACACAGGAGUGACCCUCCACCGGCUGGGGGCUCGGGCCCUGAUUCGCUCGCUGGAGGUGGUGGAGAGGGCAGGAGGGCCAGAGGCAGCGGCCCUGAGAGAGGAGCUGCUGCAGCUCAGCCUGCAGUCUGGAGUCAGCAGCACACACACCGCCUUCAUCGCCAUCCACAAGGGCAGCGGACAGGCUGUGCAGGGACCACUGCUCCGCAGAACCAUACCAACCCCAAUGCUCAGUGGGUCUUCUUCUAUGUCUGUGUUCAUGUCUGGUUUUGGUGGUUUUGGUGGUUAUGGCUGUCUAGCGGGCCGUUCAGCGGGCCCAAUUGAAAAGGCCCGAAAGAAAAGAGGGGAUCGUAUGGGUGCAAAGAGAACUGCAGAGACUUUUGAAGAAGGUUGCUAUCAUAUGCUGGAUACGAAAGAUAUCCUGGAUAAGAAGGUCCAAGAACCAGAGUCCCUCACAGAUCCCCUCCUUCAGCUGAUCUCUCUCCAGAAAGCCACGGGGUCAUGGGAAAUGGACUCCUCAAUGGCUAAAGUGUUGGAGAAGUCAGAUGACGAGUUGGCCAAACUGAUGCCAGUGGGGGCAGACAAGGCUGUGUGGGCUACAACUCUGGCUCUGAUUUGGCUCUAUGGUUUGCGGCUGGAGGCCCGGGAUGAAUGGCAGUUUGUAGCCAUGAAGGCAGCGUCCUGGAUUCAAGCUCAGAAAGUGGGCUGUGUGUCUCAGUGUGUGCAGGCUGGAAAUGCUCUGCUGGGAUGCCAGGUGCAGCAGAAGACCCUGGGGCUCUGAGGUGACCAUGGAUGGAUUAUGAAACCAUGGGCCCCACAAAUAAGAGAUACAUAACAGCGACUUCACACAGAGGCUCUGGCUUAGGGGCCCUCUGAGCUCAUGAGCCCCUGGGCCUGUUCGGUAAUCCAUCCCUGGAGGUGACCAUUCCUGUCCCUCUGUAGAAUGUGUCAUUAAUUAAACGGACAUAAACACAUCGGACUCAUCACUGAUUCAGAUGACAAAUUGUAGUCCUGCCCAGAAAGUUUCCUGCUCUAUUUGUUCCCGAUAAUGAAAUAUUUCUUGUGCUUUCCUUGGAGUUCUUACUUUCUAAGUCUACUUGGCAAUGAAUAUGUGUACUUUUAGUCGAGUGCGGCUGUUCUUGCUGACGUUAGAAUCAUUUAUGGCGUCAGAGUUAGAUAAAUUAGCUAAAUCUUAAGUAUAUAAACCCUGUGCGAUGUUAGUGAAAUUGCUUCACUUUCAUCCUUGUGAUGUGAGUGAGCCCGAUUGCAAUUGUUUGUAAUAAAUAUACUGAUCUACAACUCCGGAGUCCUGAGAUAACUUGAGUGAAAUUUCACCUAACAAUACCUGUCCUUCUGUAGAAUGUGUCAUUAAUUAAAUGUGACAAACAUAUCGGACUCAUCACUGAUUCAGAUGACAAAUUGUAUUCUUGCCCAGAUAGUUUCCCAUUCUAUUUGUUCCCAAUAAUAAAAUAUUUGUUGUGCUUUC
Molecule: messenger RNA, 3549 nt
Organism: Clupea harengus (Atlantic herring)
Lineage: Eukaryota; Metazoa; Chordata; Actinopteri; Clupeiformes; Clupeidae
Product: von Willebrand factor A domain-containing protein 5A-like
Exons: 19
Coding region: 451-2844 (797 amino acids)
Source: RefSeq, a predicted model, not a curated record